UUGUGAUGCCAACGCCUCUGGCGGCGAACACUAUUGUUCACUGUUGUUCAAGGAAAAGAAAACAAACGCAGCCUUCCUGGGUAAUUUUCAGCAAAAUCUCUGGGAAAAAGUGAGAAUUACCUUACCAAAGUGCUAAAAGUAAAAGAGUAAAAAAAUCAUACAGAAAAAUGAGUGAACCUAGUACAUCUAAGGACUCUGGCGUGACAAAAACCGCAAUGGUUUAUGUUUGUGGAGAAUGCCAUCAUGAGAACGACAUGAGACCUCGGGAUCCCAUCCGAUGCCGUGAAUGUGGCUACAGGAUUAUGUACAAGAAGCGCACAAAGAGAUUGGUUGUUUUCGAUGCACGCUAGUUCCCAGAGAGAUUUCACGAUAUUUUAUUGUAUAAUCCUUCCAAAUAAAGUAAUAGGUACAAUCUUG
Messenger RNA from Phlebotomus papatasi, 417 nucleotides. RefSeq names its product DNA-directed RNA polymerases I, II, and III subunit RPABC4 (gene Rpb12). Gene Ontology annotation, biological process: DNA-templated transcription. The transcript has 3 exons. The record is from RefSeq and is a predicted model, not a curated record. NCBI's taxonomy places the organism in Eukaryota, Metazoa, Arthropoda, Insecta, Diptera, Psychodidae. Gene Ontology annotation, cellular component: RNA polymerase III complex; RNA polymerase I complex; RNA polymerase II, core complex. Gene Ontology annotation, molecular function: DNA binding; DNA-directed RNA polymerase activity; zinc ion binding. The coding region runs from base 168 to 350 and encodes 60 amino acids.